CUGGGGCGCCCGGCUCCUCCCCGCCUGUGCGCCGGAGCGCCGGCGGCCGCGCUGAGCUGUGCGGCGCGGGCCGGGCGAGCUGCCGCCUGCGCCCGGAGCGAGCGGAGCGCGGCUAUGCCCGGGCCCUAGUGCGCUGCCGCAACCCGCGCCCGCCGCCGCCUCUUCAAUGGGCAACCUGCUCGGCGGGGUCAGCUUCCGCGAGCCCACCACCGUGGAGGACUGCGACUCCACCUGGCAGACCGACUCCGAGCCCGAGCCUGAGCAGCCGGGGCCGGCAGGCGGUGGCGAGGGCCAGGAGCACGACGAGCCGGAGCAGCCGGAGCAGCCUCCAGAGAGGACCGGAGGGCGGCCCCGCGCCAGCCCUGUGCCGGAGGACCACUCUGAGGCGGCGGGCGCGGAGCAGGGUGGAGAGUCCAGGGAAGGAAGUGCCAAACCAAAGAGAAGCUUCUAUGCGGCGAGGGACCUGUACAAGUACAGACAUCAGUACCCACAGAACUUCAAAGAUAUCCGAUAUCAAAAUGACUUGAGCAACCUUCGCUUUUAUAAGAACAAAAUUCCAUUUAAGCCAGAUGGCGUUUACAUUGAAGAGGUUCUAAAUAAGUGGAGAGGGGACUACGAGAAGCUGGAGCACAACCACACGUAUAUCCAAUGGCUUUUUCCCCUGAGAGAACAAGGCUUAAACUUUUAUGCUAAAGAAUUAACCACAUAUGAAAUUGAGGAAUUCAAAAAAACAAAGGAAGCAAUCAGAAGGUUCCUCUUGGCUUAUAAAAUGAUGCUCGAGUUUUUUGGAAUAAAGCUGAUUGAUAAAACUGGAAAUGUUGCUCGAGCUGGAAACUGGCAAGAAAGAUUUCAACAUCUGAAUGAGUCUCAGCACAACUAUUUAAGAAUUACGCGAAUUCUUAAAAGCCUUGGCGAGCUUGGGUACGAGAGUUUUAAAUCUCCUCUGGUAAAAUUCAUUCUUCAUGAGGCUCUCGUGGAAAAUACUAUUCCCAAUAUUAAGCAGAGUGCCCUGGAGUACUUUGUUUAUACAAUUAGAGACAGAAGAGAAAGAAGAAAGCUCCUGCGAUUUGCCCAGAAACAUUACACACCGUCAGAGAAUUUCAUCUGGGGGCCACCUAAGAAGGAACAGCAAGAGCGAACCAAAGGUCAGAAAACACCUACUCCGCCAGCUUCAGGCUCGAAUGGUCAAACUUCUACACACAAGAAAUCCAAGGACUCUAAAAAUUCCUCAGGAGCUAUUCACUUAAAUAGCAAAAUGGUGGAAGAAAAAAAGGGGGCAUCGAGAGAGCCUGGGGAGGAGGCAGACAAGCCAAGCCCAGAGCCCAGCAGUGAAGACCCCAAGCCAAGAAACACAGAGAAAGAGAGUGCUGCUGAUCAAUCUGAUUCUCCACCUGAGAAAACAGUUACUGAUGCCACAGGAAAAGGAGAAUGUCCAACUUCUUCUGAAAAAGAUGGAGAAGGGGAAGACCAGAGCAAAGACUCUGAAAAUUCUGAAAAUGCCUGUUGUCAUGCAGAGGUAGUGCCAGAGCAAAAUGUCACAAACCCACAAACCACUUCUGGUUAAGGGAAUUAAAACAAAACAAAACAAAACUGCUGUCUAAUGUAUCCUGAAAAACAGAGAUGAGGUUACAUUUAAAAUGUUAGCCGCCUGUGACUUUUGCUGUAAGCCCUUUGUUCUUGUUUUUAUUUUGGAUCACAAUGAAUUGGACAUUUCAUAAGAAGUUUUAAGACCGGAUCCAAUAAAAGAAUAUAUUUAGGGUGUGUUUUCAAAUUCUGUAUAUAACAGUCACUUUAAAAAUAGUUUCAAGUUAUCUAGACGCAAUUCUGUAGCAUUUGGUAUUGAACACAUUCUCUUGAGAGAUUCCUGCAGACAUCAAGACCAUCUGGUGAUGCGGUAGCACCUGGCUUUUAGAUUAAUGAAGGAUUGUAAGUUAGGUGUGCCCAGAUGUUUCCAGACACUCAUCUGGAUUCCCUGUGUACAGGGCCUCAGAGAUCUUAGCUUGGGUAGCUGCUAUGGCUGGUCCGUCCUUCCCAUUGGUCUGCUGUCCUCCUCGCUGGUCCGUCCUUCCCAUUGGUCUGCUGUCCUCCUCUGGUCCGUCCUUCCCAUUGGUCCGCUGUCCUCUCGCUGGUCCGUCCUUCCCAUUGGUCCGCUGUCGUCCUCUAUUCGCCCUCCUCUUGCUUAAGCAUCACCAACUCUCUCAGCUUCCACAUGAGUUUUCAAGUACAUGUUAGGAUCCUCUCCUAUACCAAUGUCUAGGUGGAACAGGGGAUUUUUACUAGCCUGACUUCAGGAUUUUUUUUUUUUAUGUUCAUAAUAAUAAAAAUAUUCUCAGUAUUAAGUAUUUAGAAAGCAUAUUUUUUUUGUAAGUGAAAAAAAAUAAGGAACAAAAGUAGACUUGUUUUUUUUGUGGCUGUUCUAUACAAAAUUGGUAGUUGAUUAUGGAUGCAAAUCACUGAGGAAUAUUAUAAAAAUCACAAAAAAUUAGUCAUUUUGAAAAGUAUGACUCUUCACACUGUCAACAAGCAAACUGUCCUUUGAGCCAUUAGUGUAGUGAUGCCCUGAGGACUCUACUGGUAUCACCAGUCCAUGGUGUCUACAUGUAUGUAUAUAUGUAUCUUCAUGUAUCGUGUGUAUGUUCAUCUCAUUGUCAUGUACUGUGUAUGUCCAUCUUCAUGUAUUGUGUAUGUAUGUUCAUCUUCAUGUAUCAUGUGUAUAUGUUCAUCUCAUCUUCAUUUUCUAUGUAUAUGUUCAUCAUGUAUUAUCUGUGUAUGUUUAUCUUCAUGUAUUGUGUGUAUGUUUAUCUUCAUGUAUUGUGUGUAUGUUCAUCUUCAUGUAUUCUGUGUAUGUUUAUCUUCAUGUAUUAUAUAUAUGUUCACCUUCAAGUAUUGUGUGUGUAUAUUCAUCUUUCAUUUGUCAUUUGAAACUGAGAACAGUUUAAAAUUAUAUAUACCCACUUUAAGUAAAUAUUAGAUUUGCAUAGCAUUGGUUAAAAGUUUUAUUUUCUACAGUGUUAUUGCUAAUUAUUAGUACAAAUCAGAAGACAAUCAGAAACACUGUGAUAGGAACUUCAAAACAUUCAUACAGACAAAAUGAUGAACAGAAAAUAUUUUUACUUUUUUUUCUAUAGAGCGAAGAAUUGACUUUUAAAACUCUCUUUUCAGCUUUUAAGAAAAGACCCAUAUGCUUUCACCCCACCCACACACGCCAGGGAACUUUUCCUAUUUUCUCUUUCGUAGUACAUCAGAUAAUCAUCUUGGCUUCUUCAGCCCGCAGCUUUCAGUGGUGAUUCCUACAAAAUACUAAUCUUAGGCUUUUCGAAAUAAGAUUUUAUUGUUUUUAAAUAUACACAGCCCAGUCAUUUAUCCCUGAUUAUCUUUGUGCACCAUAGUGGCACAAAUAUGAUACAUACUUGUUUGUGAAUCAUAUCCCUAUAAGAAAGACAAGAAACAUUUCAUUGUCCUAGGUCCGUAAUACAUCAGCUUUAGCUUGUACCAAUUUGUGAGGUGUUAAGAUUUUGAUGAGAUUUUUGUGAGGUCGUAAUCUUGGUUUAAAUUCAGCUCAAUGCAAAGGAGUGCAUGGACUGCCUUAUGUGGUGUUUGUAGCAAAGUCUAAAGAUCUUAGAUGUUUACACAGGGUUCAGGAGUGAGAGGAUUGCCAGCUUAGGAUGAAUUAUAGGGAUGUGAGCUUUUUAAGGUAUUAAAAUAUCUUAAUUCUGAACACACACUGAAGCGUUCAGAGCACUUUAAAGGUGUUUAGUAUACAAACCAUGGGACCAGGAGACUAGAGAGAUGACUUGGUGGUAAAGAGCUCUUGUUGCUCUUCCAGAGGACUGGGGUUCAGUUCCCUGGGCCUAUUCUGGGUAGAUCACAAUUGCCUCUACUACCAGGGGAUCUGAUACCUUGUUCUGGCUUCUGGGGGGAGUGGGGAUGCAUGCAUGUGGUGCACAUACAUACACUCAAGCGCAUACAUACACAUAAUUUUUUGAAAUAGAUGUGGGAUCAGAUACUAACAAUAUUUUUUUUUUAAAAAAGCUACCAGAUACAAAAGUUAAUACAAUCCAAAUUACUUAGAAGUUACAGCAUACAAGAACCCUUAGAAAUAAGUUUUUACUUCACAAUUUAGAUUCUAGAAUAUUAUUCCUUAUUAAUGGUUUUGUUAGGUUGUGCUAUUUAAUUUGAGAAUACUUAGUCUCUAGAGUAGUACACCCUGGCUUUCAUCUAAAAUAGUGGCCUUUUUCUUGCAGCAGUUAUUUAAACUGCGUAUUCAUAAUGUGACAAUGUUUCCUACAUUUAAUCUGUAAAUAGCAGAGAAAAUAGCUCAGUGAAGAACAAGUUGAAGUAAGUCAUUCCUUUUGCUGAUAAAAUUUGAGCAUCUCGAAUUUUUUCUAUUAAGAGUACUUUGUACAUUUAAUAGUUUUUUAACAUAAGAUCUAUAGAUGACGUGUUUAUGUGUGUGUUCACUAUCAAACAGUGGCCCAAAUUUGACGUAGAUGUUUUGUGUUUUUCAAACCACCAUAUGCUUACAGUAAUUGACUGAGAAGCUGUUCCAGAAAAUGCUGUGCCGCAUGGCCAAGUAGCUAGAUGCAUUGCUGAGCAUCCGCAGGUGUUCUCAUGUGGUCUUUGUUGUACCAAAAGCAGCAAGGAUACAAAGUAUCAGCUGUUGAUAAAAUUACAUUUCACAACAAAUAGAUGCUAAAUUGCUUGAUUAGCUUGGUGCAUUUCUAAUAUUUUUUUUUUUUGCUUUCAAAUAUUUCAGAGGAAAAAAUAUAUGUGAAGAUAUUUUGAAAUACUAUAAAGCGAUAAAUAGUUAUAUAUUUCUGUAUGGUGGAGAUGUUUCUGACAUUAAGAUUAUUGUAUUGUUCUGUGUUUUCAAACUCAUUCUCAUUGGAAAUUUUAAAUGAUCAUGACUUGAAAAAAAAUCUUACCUGCUUUCUCUAAAUUGAGGCUUGUUGUCAGUUCUAAAAUUAAAUUGUAUAGUUUUAUUUUGUUUUGGGUUUUGGAAUUAUAAUUUUUAGUUUUAAGGAACGAAGAUCUACAACUCAGGAGUUACUAAGAACGUUUUAAGACUUGUUUUUUUGGUGUUACGUAUAUAAAUAUAUGAAUGUGUAAUAAAAACCUGUCAUAGCCAU
Mastomys coucha (southern multimammate mouse) is the source of this 5129-nucleotide messenger RNA. It is a transcript of the gene Ogfrl1, whose product is annotated as opioid growth factor receptor like 1. Gene Ontology annotation, molecular function: opioid growth factor receptor activity. NCBI's taxonomy places the organism in Eukaryota, Metazoa, Chordata, Mammalia, Rodentia, Muridae. The transcript has 7 exons. The coding region runs from base 167 to 1564 and encodes 465 amino acids. Gene Ontology annotation, cellular component: membrane. The record is from RefSeq and is a predicted model, not a curated record.